UCAGGCACCUCAUGGCCGUUGGCGGGAGCGAGCUGGACAACCUGGAGGAGAAAGUCAUACAGGUGAACCCUCUCCUGGAAGCGUUUGGUAACGCACGCACCAAACUCAACAACAACUCCAGCCGUUUCGCAAAGUUCCUCCGCAUCGACUUCAGCAACACGUCCGGGAAAAUAACCAGUGCACGGAUCUCAGGAGAGGACUUUCCACAGCUUCUACGCCCUGCUGGCGGGGGCGUCUGACCAGUUGUUGGAACAGCUUUAUCUGGACAGGAGUUAUGUCUACACGUGUGUUUGUGAGUGUGCGUGUGCGUGUGUGUGUGUGUGAGAGAGAGAGGGGGAGGGGAGAAAGA
Aplysia californica (California sea hare) is the source of this 349-nucleotide messenger RNA. RefSeq names its product neurofilament medium polypeptide. Gene Ontology annotation, molecular function: cytoskeletal motor activity; ATP binding. Gene Ontology annotation, cellular component: myosin complex. Lineage: Eukaryota; Metazoa; Mollusca; Gastropoda; Aplysiida; Aplysiidae. The record is from RefSeq and is a predicted model, not a curated record.